Molecule: messenger RNA, 1098 nt
Organism: Musca domestica (house fly)
Lineage: Eukaryota; Metazoa; Arthropoda; Insecta; Diptera; Muscidae
Gene: Cib2
Product: calcium and integrin-binding family member 2
Exons: 4
Coding region: 289-858 (189 amino acids)
Molecular function (GO): calcium ion binding
Source: RefSeq, a predicted model, not a curated record
CGCGUCAGUAGCAAAAAAGUCACGGUAGGAUAUUGUCACUGGUCGUUGUUUUUUCCUGCGUGCGUUCGUGAGAGUGGGUGGCCUUAGCAAAAAGUGUCUAUCGACAAAACUAGAAAAAGAGGUCUACAUUGAAAAAGCUACGAAAAUUGAAAAAAGUUUUCAAAAUUUUUUUGCAAACAUUUGGUGUUUUUUAAGUGCAUUAUUUUUAGUGCAAAAAUCAAUUUAUAAAAAUAGUUUGGCUUUUGCCAACAAACAAUAAAAAAAAAAGAAAAAAAACGCCGGUAGAAUAUGGGAAAUAAAGUUGUUACAUUUACCGAACAGCAAUUGGAUGAUUAUCAGGAUUGUACAUUUUUCACACGCAAAGAGAUAUUACGUGUCCACAAACGAUUUCGUGAAUUACGACCAGAUUUGGUGCCCCGCCAAAUGACCGAGGGCCAGGCGUCAAGUGUCAAGGUGCCCCGCGAAUGUAUUGAGAAGAUGCCCGAGCUAAAAGAGAAUCCAUUUCGCCGACGCAUAUGUGAGGCUUUUUCCCGUGAUGGCCAGGGUAAUCUAUCGUUUGAGGAUUUUCUGGAUGCAUUUUCUGUGUUUAGCGAACAGGCACCCAGGGAUAUCAAAGUGUUUUAUGCUUUCAAAAUAUAUGAUUUCGAUCAGGAUGGUUUCAUUGGACGUGCUGACCUUCUGUGCAGUUUAACCACAAUGACCAAAAACGAAUUAAGCCCUGAGGAACAUCAACAAAUUGCCGAUAAGGUUUUGGAGGAGGCCGAUGUCGAUGGUGAUGGCAAAUUGUCAUUUCUCGAAUUCGAACAUGUCAUCUUACGUGCACCCGAUUUCCUUUCAACAUUUCACAUAAGAAUUUAAUUGUUGAGUGUGUGGAUGGGUGGGUGUGGGGGUGUGUGUGGCCUUAAAGUUGGCUAACCAGAUAGGGCUAGCAACAACUCCAUCUGCAGUAGAUGCAUCAUUGAAUGACGAAGAAUUCUUGCAUUGCAGAAGGAUAUGAAAGAAUGUCAACCCACAUACCACACUCAUAAAAAUCUACAUAUACAUGUAUACACAGAUACAAAUACAAAUAAAAUCAAAUAGAGUUCUUAAUCUGCAAUC